AUGAAACCACUCGCGCUUUCCAUGACCUGCCUGCGGAAGUGCAUUGCUGAUAGCGCCGUCCCCUUGGGUGCCAUGUGGUUCUACCAGGACGACACGUACGACAUGACGCUGCUGAGGGCUUCUGCGCAUGGUGGGUGUCUUUCCCGCUUCACUGUUCAAGUCGUAUCCGGACACAAUUUUGCGAUUGUCGACUUGCUGCGCACCGUCUGCGAAGAUGAUUCGUACCAGCCCCUCUCGCGACUCUCAGGGACGGAUUUGCAGGUCGUCCUGAACUUUGUGAUUGGGGUUUGCGAAGACACGGACACCGUCACAGGCGCGCUCCUUCACGGCCUCUCCUUUCUUGGGUUUGUUGCUGGGUUUGUGCGCGACGUCAAGGCGCUUUCUCUCUCGCCGGCGUUGCAGCCCGACACGCCGUCCUCUGUCGGCGACGGCGGUGGUGGAGGCCUCCAAGGCGUCUCUCCUUCCUUGCUCCCCAUGCAGCUCCCGCACUACUACGCCCACGCCGGCGCUGGCGGCCGCCUCUCCGGCACGCCGGGGCGCAGCGGCGGCGGUGGAGCCGGCCAUCCACCUUCGCGCAUGACUAGGGAGGCCCGCCUCGCCCUCGCACGCACGCUGGAGCCCAUGACGGACCUGUGGCAGCGCCUCAUCUCCGUCGGCAUGCAUGUCAUUGUGCUGCAGGAUCGGGCGAUGAGUGCGAGCUGCGCCGUCGUGUACCCCAUCAUGGAGGCCUACCCGCCCUUUUGGCAGCGCUUUGUGGACGGCUUCGUGCCGACUUACCCGGAGGCCAAACAGCAGAGGGUCAGGGAGGCACUGUCUACCCUUUUCAACGACUCAGAGUCGUCGGAGAGGUUCUUCUCUGAAGUCUUUACCCUCCGUCAGACCUUGCGGAACUUGUAA
This is a messenger RNA of Bactrocera neohumeralis, 897 nucleotides long. RefSeq lists its product as uncharacterized. The coding region runs from base 1 to 897 and encodes 298 amino acids. The record is from RefSeq and is a predicted model, not a curated record. NCBI's taxonomy places the organism in Eukaryota, Metazoa, Arthropoda, Insecta, Diptera, Tephritidae. The transcript has a single exon.